UUGUCUUAUCAGAUUCGUGUCUCGACAAAAGAAACUACAGCACCAAAGCGAAAAGCGGAUAUUGGAGAAGAUGAAGAUGCGGAAAAUGGGAUCGUUGGAAAGAUUGGCAUCCGAAAUUCAUCCUAUCCUCCUGCACCUAAAUCACUUCGUAUAAUUGAUCUCGCUUAUCAGUCCCAGUCGGAUCCGUUGGCAAUAACCUUAAAUGAUCUUAGUCUUGUCUCCGAAAGAACAUCCAAAUGGGAGGCUGAUACCCAUGAUAAAAGCAAGGAUGCAAGUGCGGUCGAUGAUACUUUCCUCUACGACCUGUACGCAGUCAGUACGAAUUUUGACGAGGAUAUUCCAGAUGAUCUGGGCGAUGAGCCACCUCUGGAAGGCAUAUACGAGGGCGAUUCCGAUGAGUUUGACGAAAAACAUCUCUAUGAUGGAGAGGACUCCGAUUCCAACAGUGAAUCAAAUUGGCGCAAUGACUACCCUGACGAGGAGGACCUGGAGUCGAGUGACAAACACUCACGCGACAGUGAUCUUGAUGACAACUCGGCUCGCGUUCUCACUCACGCCAUCAUCAUGAUUUCACUCAAAACGCUCUUCUUACUCAUCGUCUGUGUCUGUCUGGCCGUCUCCCAGGACGCCGAGGAGGAAGUGGCAAAUGAUGAAACCAAGGAGGCUGGAGACACUGGCAAUGCCACGGUGGACGUGCUGAACGGAUCGGAGACACUGGCAGCAGAAGACUCGGUUUGUGAACUACGCGUGAGCACACCACUCAUUGUCGGCAGUCUCAUCUUGUACAAGCUGCUCGCCUGA
This is a messenger RNA of Hydatigera taeniaeformis, 801 nucleotides long. The record is from the annotation of a GenBank genome assembly. NCBI's taxonomy places the organism in Eukaryota, Metazoa, Platyhelminthes, Cestoda, Cyclophyllidea, Taeniidae.